Molecule: messenger RNA, 675 nt
Organism: Abrus precatorius (Indian licorice)
Lineage: Eukaryota; Viridiplantae; Streptophyta; Magnoliopsida; Fabales; Fabaceae
Exons: 3
Coding region: 1-675 (224 amino acids)
Source: RefSeq, a predicted model, not a curated record
AUGGAAGCACCAAGAUCAAGUAAUUCAUUGUUGAAGGUGAAAUUUCCAAUAGUGCAAGGGACAGUAAAAGUGUCAAGAUCCUUUCAUUUCUACGACAUAUUGAGCUAUAUGAGGGCUGACACGUUCCUCCCCAUGUUGACUCUCAUCAACUUGAAAACUCUUAAAUACCCCUCAACUCGCGACAUUCUCACUACACUACAACGAGAGCACUUGGCAAAGAAAUUUGAGAUGAAAGAACUUGGUCCUUUGAAGUACUUUCUUGGAAUUGAAGUCUCAAGAUCAAAGUUAGGGAUGACAACAUGCAAACCAACAAAUUCUCCAACUGAAGGGGGAUUGAAGUUGUGUAUUAAAGAAGAUCAAACUCCAACUAACAAGGAAAGAUAUCAUAGACUUGUAGGCAAAUUGUUGCACCUCGCACACACUAAGUCAAAUUUAACUUAUACUCUUAGUGUGAUUAGUCAGUUCAUGCACAAUCCAAGUGAAAAACACAUGGACGCUGUCAUACGGAUUUCAAGGUACAUAAAAACUACUCCCGAAAAAGGAGUUAUGUUCAAGAAGAACUCCAACUACCAAGAUGUGAUGGUUUAUACUAAUGCUGAUUGGGCAAGUGCUCUUGAUGAUAGAAGAUCAAUCUUUGGAUACUUCACAUUUGUAGAAGGUAAUCUUGUCACAUGA